Molecule: messenger RNA, 9495 nt
Organism: Musca domestica (house fly)
Lineage: Eukaryota; Metazoa; Arthropoda; Insecta; Diptera; Muscidae
Exons: 6
Biological process (GO): lipid metabolic process
Cellular component (GO): membrane
Molecular function (GO): oxidoreductase activity, acting on the CH-CH group of donors
Source: RefSeq, a predicted model, not a curated record
CAUAUAAUUUCUUUUUAAAAUUCCUAGUGUCAUAUUUUAUAAAUGAAAGGAAUACAAAUGAAAAAGAUAGCAGCGCAAACCGGAACCAACAGAAAUUGAGGUUUUUAUUUAAAAAUAAGUCGCCAUCAAUGAUCAAAAGGAUAAACGAAAACAACUGCAAAUAAACUGCAAAAAAUAAACCAGAAACAGAACCACAACUACUAUAAACUACCUUACAUAGAAAGCUCCCCCCAUCCCCAAAGCCAAUAACACUUAAAAAUGCAACCUCCGGAAAAUCAAGCUGUUCAAUUAAUUGCUCAAUAUCAGAUUUUAAAUUUUUAUGAAAUUUUACGAAGUCGCAUCUGAUGUCGUUUGAAACGACCCCAAGGAAAAGGCAAAAAAAAAGCUACGAGAAAGGAUUAUUAUAAGUGACCAGGACAACGAUACGCUCUCCCUCUCUCUCUCUCUCUAAUUUGUUCGAUUUUGGUUUGCUGGAAAACGGAAGGGAGUUGGUUGUAAAUUUGCAUUAACAACAAUUAAGUAAAGUCGACUAAAAACAACAACAACCACAACAUUUAUAGAAGCAACAACAAAAAGUCAUUAGAGAAACAAAAAACCACUCCUGCAAUAAUUGAGGAAGGAUUACUGCAGUGGCCCACACGAUUUCGAAAGAACAACUGCCCAAACCAGGAAACCAGCAAAACUAACCAAACACACACACACACAACAACACAGUGACACAUACAUACCCACACACAAUUACACUGACACCCCAAUUAAUCCAAAACAACCAGCCAGCCAAGCUACCCCACCCCCCAAAACAACAGUCUGGCCAAGGACAAGGAUUACAGCCCCAAUCAAGCUUCAUUCACCAAUACCACCACCCUCCCCGGCACCACCACCACCACCAUGGCCAUCAAUAUUUUGGAUUACGACCACUAUGCCAUCAGUGCCAUUGUCACCGUCAGCAUGCAGAUCUUCUUCUUCCUCAUCAAUUCGAUACUGCAGCUGGACAAAUUAACAGAUUUUGCCGGUGGUGUUAAUUUCAUCAUCAUUUCGUUGUUAACGUUUUUCCUCGGCCAAAUAGAUCGUCCGUCAAAGGCCUAUGAUAGCCGCCAAUUGAUGGUCACAUUAUUCGUAUGCCUUUGGGGCGCCCGUCUAUCCGGUUAUCUGCUGUAUCGCAUUGUCAAACUGGGCCGAGACAAACAAUUCGAUGAUACACGUCGCAACAUCAUACGAUAUGCGGUCUUUUGGACAUUUCAGGCUGUUUGGGUUUAUAUUGUCUCGCUGCCGGUUAUUAUCAUCAAUUCGCCACGUCAUUCCCAGCCCAAUGCUCCGAAAACAAUGACAACAUUGGAUUCCGCCGGCACAGGCAUGUUCAUUGUGGGCCUGCUGGCCGAAACCUAUGCCGAUUUGCAGAAAUUCUCAUUUCGCCAGGAUCCCGCCAAUCAGGGGAAAUUCUGUAAUGAUGGCCUUUGGCGUCUCUCCCGUCAUCCCAACUAUUUUGGUGAGGUUGUCAUAUGGUGGGGUAUAUUUGCCAUAUCCCUGAAUGUUAUAUCCGGCCAUGAAUGGGUGGCCAUUGCCUCACCGAUAUUUACCACAUUCAUUAUUCUCUUCUUGUCGGGCAUACCUUUGAGAGAAAGAUCGGCUGAUGAAAAAUAUAGAGAUCAACUGGAAUAUCGUAAAUACAAAGCCUCCACCUCACCGCUGAUACCCGUACCGCCUGCCAUCUACGUCGAAGUCCCAGCCGCAUUAAAAUUCAUACUCUGCUGUGAGUUUCCCAUCUACGACACGAUGCAAAUACAGAAGGACAUUAGCCCCUAUUCACUGUCCAUCGCCCGUUCACAUUCGCACAUAUAGCAGUCAAUUGCCCACUCCGGCAGUGGGCAACCCGUCCAUGGCGGCACUGUGGGCCAUAGUCUGCAUAAAUAUGGUGAAUCUGGGUCGGUGCAUAGGGGUCAUUGUUAUGGUGCUAAUGGAGGUGAUCCUGAGAAUCACAUGAAUUGUGGCGGCAGUUGUCGUAAUUCCUAUGUGAAGAGUGCCAAUCCGUAUCAGAAUGGCUCAGGAUAUGCCGCCAGUUAUGCCUGUAAUCCCAAUGAUAUGUCGUCGCAUCAUUCGUUUCAUCAUUCGACCACCGCACACUACAAUCAGUCGCAACAGCUACAACAGCAACAGCAUUAUCACAAUCCAUCCCAUCACCAUCAUCCGCAUCCGCAUCAUCAUCAUCAGCACCAGCAAUUAGUGGCCACCACCACCAACAACAACAAUAAUCACAACAAAUCGCUAGACGGCGAUGAUGACACCGAUGAUGGUAUCAUUUAUAUGCCGGGACCAGCAUCUUCCAAGAAACAGCCACACUAUUUCCCGGCACCCACCCAGCCCAUGGACACCUUUGAGGAACCCUCUUCGUCCAUCAUCGAUGUUGACGAACAGGGUGAGGGUGAUGUGCCAGCGGACUAUGAUGAGGACAUACCUCCGAUCGAUCUGAGUAAACCGCCCAGUUUGCAAAGUUUUACGAACAACAUUCGAACCGAGAAGGAAGUACAAAUUAAUGCCGAUGGUAAACCGAUUACGGUAACGACAAUAUUGUGAUUUCAUUUCUCAGCGCUGUUACUAAACCCGAGGCUCGUCUGCGUCACCUUUAGCGUUGGCGGCCGCGUCAGCGUCGACGUCAUCAUUAUUGUAAUAAGUGUAAUGCGAUUAAUUGACGUUACGACAAUUGACCGUAACCCAAAAUGUAAAGACGUUAAUUGUUUAUAACACGCAACAUACAUUCCUAUGCAUGUAUGUAUGUAUGUGUGUGCGUGUAUGUAUGUAUGCAUGUUUUGUAUGCUUAGCCAUUUAGCCAAUCACCUGCAAUCGGAUGAUUGAUUGUUCAAAACUCACACACACACAGGAUAAGGAAGAAAAUCAUGUACAAGUGGGGGAAGGAAUGGUAUGCAUGGAGAAUUGUUUUAAAAGAUUUGAAAAAAAAAAAAAAUAUUGAAAUAAUUUAUAUAUUUGUUUCAGUAAAACGCCAAGUUAGUUAAGCAAGACACAGAACUUAAGCUCAGCGAUUUUUAAGUUUCAAUUAUUUAUUUGUUUUUUACAAAAGACAGACAGCAUUAAUGACAAACACGUAUUAAGGGAAAUAGUUCAUAUAUACAUAUGUACCAAAAAAUAUGUUAAAAUGGAACACCUUGGAUCAUCAGAUAAAUGGCUGGAAUGUGGAGGAGAUAUUUACAUCACGGAUUCACAAGCAGAGAAUAAUUAUUUUUUCAGGUAAAUUCAUUUUCGGGUAGAUAGUUCGGUUGCUGCUGUUAAGUGAAUUUGAAAACUAUUUUAUAUCCCAAUACAAGCCUCUUUUAGACCAUAAAGUCUAACCUCCUUCAGGUCCCGCAGGUAUUAUAACUUGUUGUAAUUUUUCUUCUCAAAAAAAUUUUUGCUGUCAGUUUGGGAAAAUCUAACUUUGGGGCUAUAGAUACAUAUUUUUUUAGAAAAAAAAUUAAUUUUUUUGCCCAAUAGAUUACUUUAAGGCUUUCGGUUAAAGACCUAAUGAGUAAAUUUACGCAACUCUUAAAAAUAUACUUUAUUUUUACGGAUUUCACACACAAUGUUAUACCAACAUUAGGUGUGUUCGAUAACUUUUCCACUAAAAAUUACUCAGAUAGUUUGGCUCCUGCUGUUAUGUGAAUUUAUGAACUUUCUGGCCGGAAGCUCUAACCUCCUUCUGUUCAUAAUUUUAAUAUUACAUUUCAUUGGAAAGACUUUUUUACAGGUUCCACAGGUUAGGUAUUGUAACUUGUUAUAUUUUUUUCUCAAUUUUUUUAUCUUUUUUUUUUUUUUUUGAAAUCCUAACUUUGGUGCUAUCGAUACAUAUUUUUUGAGAAAAACAUAAUUUUUUGCCCAAUAGAUAACUUUAAGCCUUUUGGCCUAAGAGCUUAUGAGGAUAUUCACGCAAAUCCUAAAAAUAGACUUUAUUUUUACGGAUUUCACUCACAAUGUUAUACUAACAUUAGGUGUGUUCGAUAACUUUUCCACUAAAAAUUACUCAGUGACUUGCACGAAGAGAAUUUUCUCUCUUACCUACAAAUAUUUGAAAAAGAUAGUAAUUAAAUUCAGCAAAAAAUCUGCUGCUUCCCAAAAUGUAAGGAUAUACUUUUUAAAAUUGUUGAGGAAAUCGAAUCAGAAUUGCGAUUUUUAUAAUGAAAAAUUAAUAGUAUAAUAUAUAAUGUGGUUACUUACCCUGUGAUAUUUUCCUACCCUGUCGAUCUAGCGAUGUCCGUCCGUUUGUCUGUCUGGCAGGUGCGCACGAUAACUCUCGAAGGGAGUAUCCGAAUUGGUCCAAACUGGGUAUAUCGUAAUAUUUUUGUCAAACUUAGAUCGAGUUGGGAGAUGGGCAAUAUCGGUUCACUCCUUCCGAUACCUCUCAAAAUUUCCAAAAAAUAUAUUUUUUGCGCAGAAAGAGAAAGGAUAAUUCGAUUUUGCUCCAACUUUGCAAAUCCAAAUAUAUGCAUCAGUGCUAGGUCAGGUGUGAAUAUGGACAAUAUCGGUCCACUCCAUCAUGUACCUCCCCCACAAAUUUUGAAUAAUUACAACUCUCAUAAAAUUUGAUGUAAGAGUCGAACUUUCUUCAAAUUACACACAUCACAAUAUUUAUUUUAACCCAAUGUCUGGUGUGAAGAUGGGAUAUAUAGGUCCCCUCUUUCUGGUACCCACCCCACAAAGGCCGACAUUUUAAUUUUUUUUUUUUUUUUUUUUUUUUUGCAGAGAAAGAGAAACGAUAAUCCGAUUUUGUCCCAACUUUGCAAAUCCUAAUAUUUGCGUCAGUUCUAGAUCAGGUACAAAUAUGGACAAUAUCGGUCCAGUCCAUCAAGUACAACUCUUAUAAAAUGUAAUGUAAGAGUCCGAUUGUCUUCAAAUUUCACACAUCACAAUAUUUUUAUUAGCCCAAGGUGUGGUGCCAAGGUGGAAUACAUCGGUCCACUCCUGCUGGUACCUCCAUCACAAAAUGUCAAAAUUUGCAAAAAAUGUAUUUUCUACACAGAAAGAGAAACUAUAAUCCGAUUUUGAUCCAACUUUGCAAAUCCUAAUAUUUGCGUUAGUUCUAGGUCAGGUGCAAAAAUGGAAAAUAUCGGUCCACUCCAUCAAGUGCCUCUCCCACAAAAUGUCGAAAUUUUGAAUAUCUCUUAAACUCAUAAAACUUGGCAUAUCUGAAUAUUUCUAUCAACACAGGAUCUGUUAUAAAGAUGGUAGAGAGCGAACCAUUUCUUCUGGAAAUUGCCCGACAAGGGGUCAAAGUUUUGAAUAACCAAAACGUUUUUAAAAUCCGAAAUAAUCAUCAGGUUAUCUUUAUAUUUCACACAUCUCAUUAUUUCCACUAACAGAAUAUCUGUUGUGAAGAUGGGAUAUAUCGGUCCAUUAUUUCUGGUACCUCCCUCACAAAGGUGUUAAAAUAUUGAAUAACUAUGAAGCUCAUAAAACGCGAAAUGAGCAUCCGAUCAUUUUUAAAGUUGGUACAUUCCAAUAUUGGUCCACUCCUUUUGGUACCUCCCUCACAAAGGGUCAACAUUUUUGAAUAUCCAGAAUUCUCCGAUUCUCUUCAAAUGUCACACAUUCUAAUAUUUUUAUUAAAAUAAGAUCUGGUGUGAAGAUGAAACACCACCCCGUCUGGUACCUCUCCCCCAAAAGGCUCAAACCCCCAUAAAGGGUUAACAGUUUGGAUAAUCAUAACGCAAGUCAAAAUAUAUUUAAAUAAACCUACAGGGGCUGAGGGUAUGUAUCUGUCGGCAAAACCGAUUGAUACUUUUUAACUUUUUUUUGGAAAUUUGCAGAUUCAAAUCGUUUGGAAUCCACGCAUGACAUUGUAUCAUUGGCAAUGCUACUGAUAAUAAUACGAGGAUCAUUUUCUUAAAAUAUUGUUGGCGGCCAAAAAAGGAUUUUUGACUCAUUUUUUUUUCCAAAAAAAAUGACUAAAAAUUCCCUUAAAACGGCAUCGUAGAGAGUCAAAAUAAUUUACAAAAUUAUUCAUUAUUAAAUUCUACUAUAGGUCCUAGAAGACAUCAAAAGUCUACAUCUUAUUAUUGUAAAUAUACAAAUGGGAACCUAUUUUAAUGCCGUGAAAUUUGCCAAGAAAAAUUAAGAAAAUGCAGAGAUGGCGAUGCUAAUUUGAAAUGACUUUACCUUCGUAUUUUGACUCUGCUAUGAAAUAAGACUUUUGCAUUUUGGGGCAAAAUAAAUUAAGCUUUGAUGCAAUUUAUUUCGUGAACAUUUUAGCCGUUUCCUAUUUCAAUUGAAAUUUUAAAAUUUAAAUUUUUAUUAGAAAAAAAUCUCCUCCACAUUCCAACCAUGUAUCUAGGUAUUGGUAAAGUGUUCUCUGGCUAUACUUUAUAGUAUCAUUGUUAUUUAUGCAUAUCAAAUGAAAAUCCAAUAAGUUGUUUUAUAUUUAAAUGACAUAACAAAAAUAGAAGAAAACUUGAAAUUAUUUUUAUUUAUUGUUGGUGUCUAUUAAAAAAAAUAAAGAAAUGUAUUAUCUAACAAAUAUAUUUAAGUACUGUAGAAAAAAAAACUUUGAUAUUAAUUUGUUUAUAAAUAAAAUACUACCUAAAAACAAGAUUUUUGCUCUUGUAAUAUUAACUCUUUAGCGACAAGUUUUAACACAAAAUGCUCAUUAGGUUCAACUACUGUAACCGCUGAAACAAAAAAAAAAAACAACUAUCUUCUGUCCACCCUCUAUUCCUAGAACUCGAAAUUUUUGUUAACUAUUACAACUACUAGAAGAAAUUCCUAUAACAAACCUAGCUUUCUCUUUUAUAAAUAUAAAUUGUUAAUAACUAUAGAAAUAUUUAAAUGAAGACGAAAAAGUAAUACCCUUGUUAAUUUUGAAUCAAUAGUUAUGAAUUUGAAAUGUUAACCUACUACUACUAAUUCAAUAUUGCUUUCAUUUUGUUUGUUAAUUUCAAAUUUCAACUCUAUGGAAGGCUUAAUAGAUGAAAAUUAAAAAAAAAAACAACUAUUUAAUAAAAAGUGCCAAAGUUUAUAAGAAAAUUAAAAAAUUAUUAUGGUUAAUUGUAGCGAAAAAGAAUUCUAAUUAAAUAUUCAUUUAAUGGGCUUGUUGGAUCUCUAAAAUAAAACUAAAUUGCUUUACUAAAAAAAGACAAAAGAACAAAAAAAUACAAAAAUAAAAUAAAAACUAACUUCAAAUGCUAUUAUAAAAAUAAAAUUAAUAACUAUAACUAAAUUGUACUACUUGUGCCUCAUCUAUAAAAUAAUAAAUAAAAAAAAAAAAACAAUAAAAAGAACAAGUAAAAAACAUUAAGUUCGGCUGGGCCGAACAUUCAAUACCCUCCACCUUAGGCUGAAGAAAAUAUGGUUAUAUAAAAAUAUCUGAAUUCAAGCGUGUUAAAUUAAAUUUAUCAAAAAAUCGUAAAGAGAGUGAGGCCGUUAUAUGGGGCCAUACCAAAACUGGAACCUCUCUGGGCAAUUUUAUACUUCAAGGAUUGCUAUCUGUCAAAUCUUCUAAGAUACCAAAUUUAAAACAAUUAUGUGGGUAAAUGUGACUAGGAUUAUCAAAAUACCGAAUAUCGGUUGGUAUAGUUAUAGGUGCGCUUUAGGAAAACGUGGAACUAAAUAUUCAAUGUUUUGCCACCGGAGCUAGAACUUAUUGUACCCUACAAAUAUCAAUUUGUAGACAAAUCCGUGGAAAAAAUGUGGCAAAAAUCCUCAAAAUACCGAAUAUCGGGAGGAGUCGCUAUAUGGAGGCUAUAGCAAAACGUGGACCUAUACCAUCAAUGUUUCGCCACACGAGCUAGAUCCCAUUAUGACCUACAUAUACCAAUUUCUAAACAAAUCCGUAAAAAAAAUGGAGCAAAAAUCAUCAAAAUACCGAAUAUCAUGAGGUACCGUUGUAUGGGUCUAUACCAAAACGUGGACCAAUACAUACAAUUUUUCGCCACACGUGCUAGAGCGCAUUAUGAACUACAAAUACCAAUUUUUAGACAAAUCCGUGGAAAAAUGUGGCAAAAAGCAUCAAAAUACCGAAUAUCGGGAGGUACCGCUGUAUGGGGUCUAUACCAAAACAUGAACCUAUACGUACAAUUUUUCGCCACACGCGCUAGAACCCAUUAAUAAACAUAAACAAAAGAUCUGUUAUAAAAUGAUACAGAUCGGAAUAUUUCUUCUGCUACCUGCUCCACACAGGGUUCAAGAUUUUUAAAAAUCAUUCCUACUGGUAUCUCCCUCACAAGAGUCAAAGUUUUUAAUAACCAAAACGAUCACAAAAUCGGAAAUAAGUAUUCCGCUCUCUUUUCAAAUUACACACAUCGCAAUAUUUUUAUUAACACAAGGUCUGAUGUGAAGAUGGUACUUCCCCCACAUAGGGUCAAAAUUUUUAAUAUCCAUGAGGCUCAUAAAACGCAAAAUUAACAUGCGAUUCAAUUCAGACUUGGUACAUCUCAAUAUUUCUAUCAACACAAUAUCUGUUAUAAAGAUGGAAGAGAUCGAACCAUUCCUUCUGGUACCUCCCCCACAAAAGGUCAAAGUUUUGAAUAACCAAAACGAUGAAACGAAAUCCAAAAUAAGCAUCCGGUUCUUUUCAAAUUACACACAUCGCAAUAUUUUUUAUAAUCCUAGCCCUGGUGUGAAAAUGGAAUAUAUCUGUCUCUUUAUUCUGGUACCUCCCUCUCUAAGCGUCAAAAUUGUGAUUAUCAAUGAUGCUCAUAAAACGCGAAAAUAAUAUCCGAUUCCAUUCAGACUUGGCACAUCUCAAUAUUUCCAUCAACGCAAGAUCUGUUAUAAAGAUAACAUUAUAAAAAUUAUAACCUACAAAUACCAAUUUUUAGACAAAUCCGUGAGAAAAUGUGCCAAAAAGCAUCAAAAUACCAAAUAUCGGGAGGUACCGUUAUAUGGCGGCUACACCAAAACGUGGAUCGAUAUAUCUCAUUUUCAAAUCCAACCAUACUAGACACAAUACAAAUUGUUCUACAAAAAUUUUGAAGGUCUACGUCAAAUAAUUAGGGCUGUAUCGUGAUUUCAACAGACAGACGGACAGGCAGGCGGACAGACAGACAGACGGACAUCGUUAAAUCGACUUAGAAUUGUAUGCUGAUUAUGAAUAUAUAUACUUUAUGGGGUCUACGAUGAAUAUUUAAGGAUGUUACAAACGGAAUGACAAAGUUAAUAUAUUAAUAAUUUCCAAGGUGGAGGGUAUAAUAAUAAAAAUUGAAAACCUAGAAAUUGUAGUUUGCCUAUGUUUUAAAUCCGAAUAACAAUUGCCGUUUGAAAAAAACAAUUAAAUUAUCUAAGAAUUACAAACCUAUAUAUGCAUAUAUUUUCAAUUACAAAACUGAACUCAAGUAAUACAACAACAACAAGAAAUAUAUCAAUACAACAGUAAUAACAAUAACAAAAGAGGUUAUAUAUUUUUUGUAACGGACAAAAGAAAAAGAUAUUUUCUUAACUCUUAUAUUUAUAGUUUAAAGAACUAAAACAAACAAACAAUUAUGGAAAUUUGCACCCACCCACCCAAAAGAAUAAAAA